AUGAUCCGGGCGUUCUCCUUCCCCGUGAGCCCGGAGCGGGGCCGGCUCCGGGGCUGGUUGGAGGGGAGCCUGGCCGGGCUCUGCGAGCUCCACCUGCUGCGGGAGCGGCAGGAGCGCCGGGUGCGGCAGGCGCUGCGCCUCGGGACCGAGCCCGCCGAGCCGGCGGCCGGGGAGCCCGAGCCGGGCAGCGCCGGGGAGCCAGCCCCCGAGGAGCAGCUGGAUGCGCUGCCUGGUCUGAUGUGGGAACUGGAGCAGCAAGUGGGCGGGCUGCGGCUGUACCCCGAAAAGGCCUGCGGGGAGGCGGCCGAGACGGACAGCUGGCCCAGCUCGGGUUUCUACGAGGGCGCCUCCUCUGCGAUGGCCUCAGACUCACCAGUCUCCGGCUUCGGGGACUCUUCCAGCUUCCUCUCCGUCUCCGGCUCCUGCUCCCGCAUUGGCCAGGCCGAGUCGCGUGGCAGCUAUGCCAGUGAGCGCCCCAAAUCCGUGGGCGAGGUGGGCAGCAGUGGCAAAGACAGUGCUGGGCGGGGCAUGGUUCCCCGCUCCUCCUCGGCCCCCUACUCCAGCUGUCAGGACUACCUCUCUGAGCCGCCCCCGCGCCUCCCUCCCCGGGACAGCCUGGACCCCUUCCUGUACCCCAGUCCCCUUCACGCUGUGGCCAUGCAGAACCCGCUGCUCCGUGGCCGCCUCUAUGAUGCUACCCCCUUCUCGCCGGGCCUGGCCUAUGGUGCGGAGCAGGCCGGGGGGCUGGAGGAGUUCGGGGGGCAGGAGCUGCCCUGUUACCCCGAGGCCGCGCACUGCCACAAGGUGGAGAGCUACAUCUCGCGGCUGAUUCGCCGGCGCAGCCAGCUGGCACGGGGCGGGAAGCCCCGGACUAGCCUCAACGCCGAGCCGCCCGCCAAGGCAGUGGCCCGCCAGAACAGCCUCUGCAAGAGGCCCUCAGAGCUGCUGGCCCCCCAGGUGGAGCGCAAGCACCCCCCGGCCAUGGAGCGAGGCAGCAGCACCCCCUCGCCCUGCGGCUACGAGGGUGGGGCCGGCGCGGCGACCCGGAUCUGGUCGUCCUGGGACGCUGCGGCCGAGAGGACGCUGGCAGCCAAGGGGGCCCCGGAAGGCUACGCCCCGCCCCACUCCAGCCUCCAGAAGCCCCCCAAGCUGCAGGUGCUGGCCCACCUCCGGCCUGCCCUGUCGGUGGAUCACUACGAGGAGGGGCCAGGCGAGGACGGUGCCCAUGCCAGGAAUGGCCAGGAACCCCUUCCCUACGAGGAGAGGGGGGGCCGCCCCCCGCUGGCCUGCACCGAGGACGGGGCCUGCCAGAUGGUAAAGGCUCAGUACAUCCCAGCCCAGCAGCCCCCCCGUGCCCAGCAGGCCCACCGAGGUGCCAAAAAGAAGCCCCCUCCCCUCACCAAGGGGCGCUCGAUGGAGCUGUCACCAGAGCGGGCCCCGGUGACGCCCAGGGAGAGGCCUCGGGCAGCGGCGAUGCCCAAGAAGUGCCGCUUCACUGAGGAAGGUGGCGAAGUGCCAGGGGGGCGCCGGGCUAGUGCCAGGAAAGGCUCCCCCCGGGGCAAGAAGGCGGCGCGCUCCCAGUCGGAGAACAGCCUCCUGAACAAGCCGGGCACCUUGGGCACCAAGUACCACACGGUGGAGCGGGAUGAGGUGGUGCUCAAGCCGUCCCGGCAGCGCCGCCCCCACCCAGGCGCUGCCGGCUACCGGAAGUGGCGCUCGACGGCAGAGAUCUGCCAGGAGGAGGCAGGCGCUGGGGAGCCACAGCGGAGUCGGCGGGUGGGGCGGAGCGGGCCGGGCGCCGCCUCACCCCCCCGCAACGUGCUGUACGGCUACGCCGGGAGCGACUCGGAGUGCUCAGGCGGGCGGGGUGGCGGGGCGCGGCGGGCCCCCGUGUGCCGGCUGGAGGAGGGGCUGGCUUACGGUGACAGUGAGUCCAGCCUGAGCGAGGGCGGCUCGCCCGCCUUCAGCACCGGCUCCAGCGACACGGAUGAGAGCAGUGGGCUGGUGUGGCCCCAGCAGCUCUCGCCGCAGCUGGUCGCCAGCACGGGGCCCGGCCAGGCCGGCGGGCGGCCCAAGGUUUUUGUCAAGAUCAAGGCCUCGCACGCCCUCAAGAAGAAGAUUAUGCGCUUCCGAUCGGGCUCCCUGAAAGUGAUGACGACGGUGUGAGGUCCUGGGCUGGGGGGGUCUAAUCCCCCCCGUUAUCCCCUGCAGCCUCGGGGUGACCCCGACCCACACCCUCUCCAGCCUUCUUCCCCCCCCCCCACCAACUCUGCCCCAUACCGCCCUGGCCAGGGGCAGCCUAACCCAUUCCCACUCUGUGCCCCAUACCCCCUUGGCCUGGGGGGGCACUGACCCCCUGUCUACUCCCUCCAGCUUGGAGUAUCCCCUGACCCAUACCCCUCCAGCCUGAUCCACCACACUCCAUACCCCAUGGCCUUUUGGAGAGGGGGAGGCUGACUCACCCCACCCCAUCUACCCUCCCAACCUGAUCCAACCCCUCCGGGAUUAUCCAGACCACCCCCCACCCUCAGCCUGGGAAUGUCACUUGCCCCAACCCCCAGCCUGAUCGACACCCUGACCUGACCUAGCUUGGGGGUUCCCCUUGACCCCUUAUUCCACCCCCCAGCCUGGCAGGCCCCUGACCCACCCUGGAUCCAUGCACCCCCAGCCUAGGGUUCCCCUCACCUCAUGACCCCCACUCCUACUUGCCUUGGGAGGGGCAUGUCAUUCCUCCUUCUCACCCAGCUUUGAGGCUCCUCUGAUCUCCUUUUCCCGCUGGCCCGGUUCUGCUCCCCAGCUUGCCAAUUUUGGUUGGAUGUAUUUCAUCACAUGACAUCAUCUUUAAUUAAAGAUUCGUC
Gopherus evgoodei (Goodes thornscrub tortoise) is the source of this 2858-nucleotide messenger RNA. It is a transcript of the gene DACT3, whose product is annotated as dishevelled binding antagonist of beta catenin 3. The coding region runs from base 1 to 2166 and encodes 721 amino acids. Gene Ontology annotation, biological process: negative regulation of canonical Wnt signaling pathway. NCBI's taxonomy places the organism in Eukaryota, Metazoa, Chordata, Testudines, Testudinidae. Gene Ontology annotation, cellular component: cytoplasm. The transcript has 4 exons. The record is from RefSeq and is a predicted model, not a curated record.